Carcharodon carcharias (great white shark) is the source of this 2453-nucleotide messenger RNA. It is a transcript of the gene fam204a, whose product is annotated as family with sequence similarity 204 member A. The coding region runs from base 188 to 781 and encodes 197 amino acids. The transcript is spliced from 8 exons. NCBI's taxonomy places the organism in Eukaryota, Metazoa, Chordata, Chondrichthyes, Lamniformes, Lamnidae. The record is from RefSeq and is a predicted model, not a curated record.
UCCGCCGGUGGAAAUAUGCGCCACCCAGAUUCCAGUCCGCCGGUGGUUCUUGCUCUGCUACUUCGUUCCCGGGUUUGUUUAACGGUCCGCGCUGGCGAAGCGCCAUCUUGGAGGAGGUUAAUUCCCGGGAGCCAGCGCUGUGGUGCUCUCGGCUGGCGAGGCACUUUGUACAAGAAAACUGCCCAUAAUGACGGAUUCCACAGACCAACAACCUAACUGUAUGUCAGCAGGACAGAGUAGCAAUGGAAAUAAUGUGGAUACCUACUGGAAAGAAAAGAAAGCUGCGGAAGAUUUGAAAGAUGUAUCUGAAGAGUGUCCAGCCGGAGUUUCUCUGCAACUGUGGAAGAAAUUUCAGGAAUUGAAAGAGAGAAGGAACUCCAUAACUAAAACAUCGUUUAAAGAGGAUAGACGUAGACGAAAAGCUGCUGGUGCAGAAUGCAUGACAAAUGUAGGAAGGACUGGUGAGGAAUCCUCCAUCAAAAAGCGGAAAUCUGAGCAAGAGCAGAAGACUCUGAAUAAAAGCAGUCAGUUGAAUGUCCGAGAGGCCCACUGGAAUGAACUAAAACAAUACUUUGGAGCAAAUGAUAGAUUUGAGAUUCCUGCUUGCAGUGCAUCUCCUUCAAAGACAAACCUAGAAAAAAACCUUGACAAGGCCAUUGCUACAGGGGAUAUAGAAGAAGCAGAGAAACUGAGUGACAGCCUAGCUGUUCGUGAGAUUUUCCUUCCUCGGCUCCAGGACAGAUGUUGUGGUGAGAUGUAUUGUCGUGGACAGGGAUAUUAAUACAAUGCUGGAAGAACAACUGGCUGUUAAUGCAUUGCCUUUACAGAGAUAUUUGAAAUUCAGCCCUUGAGGUGAUGUAGCGGUAGCACCAUAGUGGCAUUCUUGCUGUAAAAUGUCAAAUGCAGUAUGAUACUGAUAUUCACAAAUGUAGCUUCAUAAUUACUGUGCUGAGUCAAGCCUAGGUUUUGUACAAUGCUCAAAGUUGCAGGUUGUAUCACGUGGUGCCUUGCGCGUGUUGGUAUUUCCCCCUUGCCAAAAAGGACUGCUUUGUAGUGAGUUUUCCUUAACCAAAAGACAGCCAAAAGUAAUAUUUUGAUGAACAGAAUGUGCUCUGAUGACAGAGAUUGCAGGUGCUGUACAUUUAUUUGGCAGUAUUUGCAAUAAGCGAUCUUGAAUUGUUCCAGCACAAUUGAAUCAUUUUGCUUUCUUUUACAAAGUGUGGACAUUUAGGUUUUUCCUGGAACUCUGACAAUCCGUGCUUUAAAGAGGAAAUAAAUUACUUCAGUCAUGCGGGAGAAAUUCAGUCCUGCUUCUUUUGAAUGUUGACAAGGACAUGCUCUGCUUGCAGAAUGUCAGCAGGAGUACAUGCUGUCAAUCAAGAUGUCAUCCUCCAUUGGCCUUCUGUUGGCAGCUCACCAGAAUGUAAAUUUUUGUCUAACUGGGAAUAAUGAAGAUAAUGAGUUUUUAUUUUGUUCUAACUUCUUCUUUGGUGCUCAACUAGUGUUAAAGAAGAUAGGAAUUAAUGUUUGUGUUGUGCAGAACAUCUUAAUUUGUAAGUUCAUAUCUAAAUUAAGCCCAAUUAGCAUAAUACAUGGUGACAUUAUCCCUGAUUGCAACAAUUUAUAUUCUGCUAUCAAGUUUAGAAAUAACCUAAGUAGUUUACACAGAUAAGUUGCAAUUAUUAACCCUAAAAGUAGAUGUUCUGCCUGCCAAGUUUAAUAAAUACAAAACUGAGCUCUUAAUGAAGAUAGAAAAGCAUUUUAAAAAAUAAGUGACCCUACUUUCCCCUCCCAAAAGUCAUCCAAGUACUGACAUUUUUUUGAAAAGAUGUGAAUGAAUUAUAAUUGGUGCAAUAUGUCAGGUUUACAAAUUAUUGUUUAAUAGCCUUGAAAUUACUGUUGUUGAUAUUAGUAGACAGCAUUUGAUGUGUGUUUGACAUUGGCUUGGGUUUAGUGGUACAAAUAACUGUGUUUAAAUUGGACAGCAACUUUUGCUGUCUGCACAUGCGCAGUUUAAGGUGGAAAUUAGGAAGUUGCAGUUCGAAUUGCUCUGUUUCCCCAAGAAAUUUUGCUACACCUGUAUCUCAUUGAGAGACUCUCAACAUUAAAAUACAUAAAAGGGAGCGAAGUUGCAGUGCUUAGAUGUUGGUUACCCACUAAACAUGCCAGGGAGAGUUAUGACUGGUGCCUUCAAGUGUAAAAUUUAAUAGCCUGAUAAUUCUUAAUUAUUAACAAGCAAUCUCUCUGGCAUUUAUAAUUUACUUUUACAAAUGUGAAGUCUCAUUGCUGCAGCAUUGAAUUAUUGUUGGAGAUUUUAAAAAAACAUUUAACUUUUCUUUUUGCCUCUUUAUAUAUUUAUAUACAUAUCUUGCUCUUACUCCCAUCUCUCUCUUCCUCUCAUUAUUUCACUUUCUAUACAUGAUUUUACAAUAAAUUAAAUAUUCUAAUUGAUA